AUGGUAUCCUCAAAGACUUUGUUUGUUACUUGUGGUGCUACUGUACCUUUCCCACAAUUAGUUGAAAGUUUGAUCACACUUGAAUUUAUCAAUUGUUUGAUUUUAAAUGGUUUUAAUAAUUUAAUAGUACAAUUUGGUAAAGGUUAUAACGAUCAAUUUACUAAAUUAUUGAAAAAUUUAGGCAAUGUUAGUUUUGAUCAAAAAUUAAAUUCAUUGGAUUUAAAUGAUAUUCAAUGUUUUGCUAAUUUUAAAGAUAACAAUAGCAAUAAAACUUUAAACAUCUAUGGUUUUGAUUUUUUAUCAGACAUUCAAAGUGUAAUUAAACAAAAUGCUGAUCUAGUAAUUUCUCAUGCUGGCACAGGUUCGAUUUUAGAUUCUUUACGUUUAAAUAAACCGCUUAUCGUUUGCGUUAAUACAAAUUUAAUGGAUAAUCAUCAACAACAAAUUGCGGACAAAUUCGCAUCGAUGAAUUACGUUUUCUCUACCAAGCCAACCGUUGAUAGUUUAAUGAAUUCUUUGAAUGCUUCCCAAUCUCAUACUUUAGAUGAAUUUCCUUCUGCUCAUAACACUCCAUUUGAAAAUUUCUUAAUAGAUGUGUCAUUGAGAUAA
This is a messenger RNA of Vanderwaltozyma polyspora DSM 70294, 609 nucleotides long. It is a transcript of the gene ALG13, whose product is annotated as N-acetylglucosaminyldiphosphodolichol N-acetylglucosaminyltransferase catalytic subunit ALG13. Gene Ontology annotation, cellular component: extrinsic component of endoplasmic reticulum membrane; UDP-N-acetylglucosamine transferase complex. The record is from RefSeq and is a predicted model, not a curated record. The transcript has a single exon. Lineage: Eukaryota; Fungi; Ascomycota; Saccharomycetes; Saccharomycetales; Saccharomycetaceae. Gene Ontology annotation, biological process: dolichol-linked oligosaccharide biosynthetic process. The coding region runs from base 1 to 609 and encodes 202 amino acids. Gene Ontology annotation, molecular function: hexosyltransferase activity.